This is a messenger RNA of Chinchilla lanigera (long-tailed chinchilla), 5877 nucleotides long. It is a transcript of the gene Abra, whose product is annotated as actin binding Rho activating protein. The transcript is spliced from 2 exons. The record is from RefSeq and is a predicted model, not a curated record. The coding region runs from base 65 to 1207 and encodes 380 amino acids. NCBI's taxonomy places the organism in Eukaryota, Metazoa, Chordata, Mammalia, Rodentia, Chinchillidae. Gene Ontology annotation, molecular function: actin binding. Gene Ontology annotation, cellular component: sarcomere. Gene Ontology annotation, biological process: positive regulation of transcription by RNA polymerase II; positive regulation of Rho protein signal transduction.
UUAAACCCCAGCUCCUCACUGCGCUAGAGCAGGCCUCCACAGGGUCCGGUCCGGGACAGGCAGCAUGGCCCCAGGAGAGGCUGCGCGGGAGGAGGGCCCGGCCAAGAGGGCCCUGCGUAAGGUGCGCACGGCCACCCUGGUCAUCCACCUGGCCCGCGGCUGGCAGCAGUGGGCCACUGAGAACAGCACCAGGCAGGCCCAGGAGCCGCCGGGCUGGGUGCCAGGAGCGACUCCGGACGCAGCACCUGCUCCCAAGCCGGCCAGGCACCCCGCCGCCCUCCAGGAUGCCCCGAGGGCCACAAAGUCCCCGUCCCCAAAGCCAGAAGGAAAUGAAAACGGACAUGGCUCAGGGGAGGCCACCGAAGCCUCAUGCAUCAGAAGGAAGGAGGUGACCAGAAGUGUGGUGAGCAGGGCUUACGAGAGAGGGGGCGACAUGAGCGCCCUCGGCCAGCGGUACGAGCAGGAGGGUGGCCCGCCGGGGCCCGCCCAGCCGGAGGACGCUGUGGACAGGCUCCUCCGCAGCCACGGGUCCCCGACUCGCAGGAGGAAGUGUGCCCGCCUGGUGUCGGAGCUGAGCAGGGGCUGGACGGAGCUGAGCCAGGAGGCGCCCACGUGGAAGAGUGACAGCGUGGACACGGAGGACAGCGGCUACAGUGAGGCUGAGGAGAGGCCGGAGCUGGAGGCGGCCCAGGUGGCCGCCACGAGGAUCAAGCGCCCCCUGGCCUCCCAGGCGGGCAGGUACGCGGAGCAGCUCAGCUGCAAGGCCCAUCGGAAGCACAGCCAGGUGGGCAGCCUGACCGGCAGGUGGCAGCAGUGGGCAGAGGAGCACGUCCAGACCCAGAAGCUCAAUCCCUUCAGCGAGGAGUUUGACUACGAGCUAGCCAUGUCCACGCGCCUGCACCGAGGCGACGAGGGCUACGGCCGGCCCAAGGAGGGCACCAAGACGGCGGAGCGGGCCCAGCGCGCCCAGCAGCACAUCCACCGCGAGAUCACGGAGCUGUGCCUGGUCAUCCGCACCAUGGCGCGCCGCCGCCGGGACGGCAGGGUGCAGGUCACCUUCGGAGAGCUCUUCGACAGGUACGUCCGCAUUUCGGACAAGGUGGUGGGCAUCCUGCUGCGUGCCAGGAAGCACGGCCUGGUGCACUUUGAGGGAGAAAUGCUGUGGCAGGGCCGCGACGACCAUGUGGUCAUCACCCUGCUGGAGUGACCACGUGGCCAUCGCCUGCCCAAGUGACCAGCUGGCCAUCACACUUCUGGAGUGACCAGGUGGCCACUGUUCUCCUGGAGUGACCAUGUGGCCGCUGCCUGCUCGAGUGACCAAGUGUUGGUGCCCUGUGGAGCGAGCCUUCACCAAGUCAGAUGCGGCCCACUCCUGUCCUACCGCUCAACACCAGCCUGUUAAAAACUACAACGCAAGCUGGUCUCCAACAAGCCAACAAAUACUAAACAACUCUUACAUAAAUGAAUUUUGCCGUGCUUCUGAAGAGGCUUGAAAACUGUGACACAGAAAACAUUUCCGAAAGCACUCACAAAAUGUUAAGUAUAAUUAUACUAGUAUUUAAAAUUCUACUUACCUUUUUAAGAGAAAAAUAUUUGGCUAUCCACUGAAAAAAUUACUACAGAUUUUACAUAUUACAUCUAAGAAGACUGUGGACUUCACACAGAUUGCAAAACAUGUCAGUGUCAUUUUUUAUGAAGAUUCCAUUAAAUUUGGUUUAAAAUUCCCAAGAAGUUGGACUUGUUUUACUUUUUAAAGCACAGCAUCUCUUACAAGACAGUUACGUCUUCAGCUAGGCUCCAACUGCCGUGCUUACUCCGGGCGCUUGGACGCACCAGCCCCCUGCUGCUGUGGGACCUGAGCAAAGCUCGGGACACACUCUCCGCUGCGGCCCAGGACCGGUGAAGGUGGUCACAUCGCAGUGCAGACCGGGCUCCCCAGCCGUCCUGGGACUCCUGUGCCAGCUGCGUUUUCCUCAAAGUCUUAACGAGUCAUGCGGCUCACAUUUACUUCAGAGCACAAUGAAAAAGAAGAAUCUUACUGAAUCACUGUUGAAUUAAAAGCUGACUUAAGGCAUUUUAAUUUUCUUUUGUAUUUUAAACACAGAAACAUAACUUUGUCUAAAAGUCAUGAAAAAGCAAUACUAGUCCUGCCAAGGUAGGAAAAAAAAGAACUGAGUGGGAGCUUGCAAGGAGCCAGCUGUUUCGUACCACCUGCUGCUUGUUAAUUUCUCCUUAAUUACAUUUAACGGCUUACAGGAGCCUAAAACAAAGUGGAUAAAAUGUGAGAUACAAUUCUCACCGAAUUCAAGGAAAAUUAUAAUACAUUAUUACACUAUUUUGGUAGUAAAUACAAGAAAUAAGGUCAAAUUAUUACACCUCAAAAUAUUAAGUAUUCAUGAUUGUGUUAGGUUUAAACUAAAACACACAUUAAACUACCUUAGGCAUUAUCUUUGCUUUCCUGUAUGAUUCUUUCAAACUGAAAGUUCCAAUAUCUUCUUAAAGAAGAAAAUGUUUUGUUUCCAUACAAGAUUUGUAAAAUUAUAAAUUAAUGGCAAAUAUUUCUUAGAAUUAUGAUGCACACUCCUGUAACAGUGAAAUCUGUCAAAAAAAUCUUAAAAAGGCAUAAUAAAUGAUGCUCUUAUAUUUUGUUCUUUUUUACACUAUUUUUAGAUUAUACUCCAUAUUACCACUUCUUUGUAUUUGAAAUACAACAAAAUUACAGGGUAUCACUUGGGUUUCUCCUACAAUCAAUAGAGCAUUUGGACCAGUGCUUCAAGAGUUCCCUCCCAUUCAACUAGAAAUGGUGACUUUAUGUGGCCACUGACACAGACUAUGCAAAAUCAAUGAGGGCCUGGGGAUUUAGCUUAGCGGCACAGCGCCUGCCUGACAAGCCCAAGGUCGUGAGUUCAAUCCCUGGUACCGGAAGAAAAACAAAAAUCAAUCUGAAUUUGCGGAUGGAGGAAAAGGCCUGUUCUCAGCUAUCUGACACUCACAAACACUUCUGAAUUGGGCCUGGCUGUAAACCCAGGAAGCUGGUCUGGGAGGGCGCCUGUUGUGUGUCGCAGCGCACCCUCCUGCGCUGGGUGUCGUCCUUAAGAGCUGCUCAUAUGACACGGGAACAGCUCGUGGGUUGACAUUUUCUCUGUUGUAUGUUAUUAGGCUAAAUAUAUUUUAUUUGUAAGACCAUUUGUUCUAUUAUUGUCUUCCAACCUGGAAUCCAAAGAAUAUUUUCUCCUCAACCAAAUUAUUGUUGUAAAAACCCCACCAUAGGGAAAUUCACAGUUGAAAAAGUUAGGACCUCGUGACAAACCAUAAUACAACUCAGCAAACAAGCUUUAAUGAAAAUUCUCAUAUUUUUAUCAUCACAGAAAAUAUAAUUAUAUUUUAUCAUAGAUAACUAUAAAUUCCCAGUAACAGGCAGUAUACAAAUGAGUUCCCAAUCUGCAGGGUUUUCCUGUUCCAAACUUUCACAAACUUCCGUAUAGUCUACAGUGAUAAUUUUUUAAGGGAUUAAAGAAGAUUCCCUUAAGUUUUCACCAUUAACAAGUAUUGGAUCUGAAUUUUUUUGCAUUGAUACAGAUGAUCACACUUUCUUCUGUUUAUGUGGUAAACAGCACCACAUUAAAAAUGUUCUCUACUCUAGCUUUCCUAAAGUAAUUUGGCUAUGAAAUAUUUUGUCACUCUUUUGCUUGUUUUUAGGAUUUUGCAGUUCUGUUGAUAGAUUAUCCCAUCGUUUUCUAUUUUUAUGAAUAUUUUAACAUUUUGGCAAUAAGGUUGUGCCAGCCUCAAAAGGCAAUUUCAGAAGUGUUCUUUCCUCAGUGCCCUGGGACAAUUAAUUUAACACCAACAGCACUUUUACCUUAAAAACUUAGUGGAACUAGUGGAAUCAUCUGGGCCUGAGAUUUUUCCAUGGGAAGGCUAUUUCUCUACCUAACUGGCAGAUUCAAAUUCUGCAGCAUAAAAAACGUAACUUUUCCCGUCUUCCCUCCGUUGGCAAGCGUACGGCAGUCCAAGUGGCUCUCAUCUCUCCAGGCCUGUGGCGAUUCCCUUCACAGUCUCCACGGGCCGCUCACGGUGCUCCCGUGGACAGCGUUAUCACCGAAAACUGGGCUGUUUCCGGAAACUGCGUUGUACAGUUGUAUUUACUCUUGAUUUCUGCUUGUUUAGGUUCAACUUGUUUUAACUUCUUGAGAUGGGUGGUGCAGCCUUUCCUUCUGCCUGUCACUUAAUGUUACUACAAUACUGCAAACAUCAACCUCGGAACCCUCUUCAUAACCUAUGAUCUGUGCGGCAUUUCAUCCACAGGUAGAGCUUCAAACUGCCUUGCAUGCAGGUAACUGUUACAGCAUUUUAUCUUUCAGAGUGGAAUAGUGAAAUCAAUUUUCCUGCUUCCCACACCCCACUGGAGUCCAUAGCCGGCUUCACUCCGCUGCCCCUGCCUAUCUCUCCCCUGUACACUGGCCAUCUGCAGCUUCUGGACCAGCACCUGAGCCCCGUCCUCAGCACCCUGACACCUAAGCAACAUCCAACCCCGUGCACCGUAACUCCUAAAUCUCUUCCAAGUCCACACCUCCUUGCUCCCCCUCAUCACUGCUACGCUUAUCCAGACAGCGUCACUCUUCUCUGGACUAUGCAACAAGCUGCUGCCUUGCUCUUCCCUCUAGUCUUUCCCGCUGUGAACCUACUUUUCAGAGAUGUUCCCACGGGUGCAAAGCCUGUCAUGUCUCUUCUCCCCGCCGAUGCUCAUCCUUGCUCCUGUGAAAUAAACGCCGUUCUUGGCAAUGAGCACAGAGCCCUUUCAGGCACAGGGCUCGUCCGGUACUCUCACCCACAUGAAAACAUACUUGAAAGACGCUGAAUGAUGUGUUUCUCCCAGGUAGGGCCCUGUUCCGAUCUCCCUUCCGUGAACUGCAGUGCUGCCUCAGAUCUACCCUUCAGUCACUACAACCCCCACUGCCGACACGGUGUAUGCUAGAAGCACUGGCUCCAACGCAAACGACAGCAUAUUUCACACACGAUCUCUUAACCACAGAAAGGACCUGAUUAUUAAAUACAUCCAAACUCAAGACUGUAUCUAUGUAUUCAGUUUUAUUUGGUAUAUACCACUAUGAGCUUAUUGUAAUUGGAAUCCAUGACAGGAUUUUUAAAAUUUUAUUUUAUGAUUAGUCAACUCCACAAAGACAAUAAUACUGCUGUGGAAGACCAAAGGGAGAAAAAACCUGACGUAUUUAUUUACAGUUCCCUAUGUUGUAAACGCGUCAUCUAUACACUGUUACUAACAUAGCGAGAGCAUUACAGAGCCGAGGACACGAAGCCCUGGGUUUCCAUUCACAGGCAGCAAUAGCAUCUUAUAGUGGAACACCAGGUCUGCUUUUGAUUAGCAUUAUGCCUUCUUUAGAUAAUUAUCUCUCAAAAGAACCAAAUAUAUUUAAAUAUUUUUCAACUAAAACUACGUAAGCCAAUGUAUUUGGCUUAUAAUUUCAUUUUUAGAAUAAAGUGCUAUAAGUAACCUGGCAAUCAACACUUUCUGUAAGAACAAACUACUUUAAACAUUAAUUUACAAGAUAUACAGUGUUCAUCUGGAAUUGCUGAAAUCUCAGCACAAAGUCACUGUCACAUGAAUAACAGCAGGGUUUUUUGCAUAACAUGAAGCUUUGAAAUUUAACUGAUGAAUUAUUGCCACAACGGCUUAUUAUUGGUUUCCUACAAAAGAGGAUAAGAACUACUAGUGUAUUCUACCUUUUCACUUUUUUGAGGUCACUUGACAGUAAGUUUGCAUAUUCACCAAGUCUACUGAGCUACAAUAUUGUCUACUACAAUCACUGCUCUUUGUAAGAGCAAAUGCUAAUGAAAAUAACAUAUAUCACUAAAAAAAAA